Messenger RNA from Cololabis saira (Pacific saury), 2741 nucleotides. Its product is annotated as butyrophilin-like protein 2. Bases 198 to 1784 code for a protein of 528 amino acids. NCBI's taxonomy places the organism in Eukaryota, Metazoa, Chordata, Actinopteri, Beloniformes, Belonidae. The record is from RefSeq and is a predicted model, not a curated record. The transcript is spliced from 9 exons.
UCCCCCUCAGACAUUUUUUAAUGUGGCACGUGAAUUUACACGUCGCUUGAUCGUUUCUCGAGAAAGGAUAAGUUUCCUGGUAUUCGCGUGAAUCUAAAACGAAACUACAAUCCUUACAUGUAGGUGGUGUUUAAAGGAGUGGCUGCAGCUCGGAUAGAGAUCAGAUCGCUCACAGACGGAAAUCCUCCAGAGAUGCGAUGCUCAAUCCUCGGGUGUGUUCAGUGAUGGAGCUGCUUCCUCUCGUGUGUCUCUGGGUCCUGACCUGGUCUGGAGGAAUAUCUGCUGAUCCAAACGGACCAUUAAUCCGCAAGAUUAUUGUGGCAGAGGAAAAUGCUAUUGUUCUAAAUUGUUCAACUUCCUUCGGUGCUUCGAUCAAUGAAGGCAACACCUUUAAGUGGAUGAAAGAUGGAUCAAAGACUGUGUAUGACACCGGCACUGAGAACCGUAAUCAGGAUCAAGAGUUCAAAGGUCGAGUUUUUCCUUUUACAGAUAAACUACAGUCUGGCAAUGCAUCCAUAGUUAUUAAUAAAACAAAGGUAGCUGACAGUGGAAACUACACCUGUGAUUUUCCGCAAGAAGACCCAUCGAGACGAUCCAAGAUAGAACUUACUGUCCAUUGCACUACCUUAAAAGACAGAACUGAAGAAAACAUCCCAGGUACCUGUCCAACUCCCGCAAUCAGAACUCUUAACAUUAAUGAUCCAGGGCAUGUGGAGUGUAAGGUUGUAGAUGCUUCUCCAAAACCAGAAGUGGAGGUGCGGGACAGUACUGGAACCAGAGUUCCUGCUAAAGAAGAGAAAGUCUCUGAAAAUGGAAACUACUACAUUGUCCUGACUGCUGUUGUGACCAUGGAAGGCUACUAUCAUUGUGUUGUGAAGCAAAGCGAAAUCUGUCAUCAAAUCAAAUCCCCUGAGACAUAUGCAUCCCCCCAUGGUACCUGUCCAACUCCUGUUAUCAGACAUGUUAAAUCUAAUGAUGGAGUGCAUGUGGAGUGUAAGGUUGUAGAUGCUUCUCCAAAACCAGAAGUGGAGGUGCGGGACAGUUCUGGAACCAGAGUUCCUGCUAAAGAAGAGAAAGUCUCUGAAAAUGGAAACUACUACAUUGUCCUGACUGCUAAUGUGCCCAAGGAAGACAACUAUCAUUGUGUUGUGAAGCAAAGCGAAAUCUGUCAUCAAAUUAAAUCCCCUGAGACAUAUGCAUCCCCCCAUGGUACCUGUCCAACUCCUGUUAUCAGACAUGUUAAAUCUAAUGAUGGAGUGGAUCUGGAGUGUAAGGUUGUAGAUGCUUCUCCAAAACCAGAAGUGGAGGUGCGGGACAGUUCUGGAACCAGAGUUCCUGAUAAAGAAGAGAAAGUCUCUGAAAAUGGAAACGACUACAUUGUCCUGACUGCUGUUGUGACCAUGGAAGACUACUAUCAUUGUGUUGUGGAGCAGAGUGAAAUCUGUCAUCAAAUUAAAUCCCCUGAGACAUAUGCAUCCCCUCAUGAUUUCUGCAAAUGGUGGAUUGUUGGUAUUUCUGGUAUUGUUCUUGUUGCUGUUGGAUUUGCAGUAAGGUAUUACUGCAAGUACAAAACUGUGAAAAGGGUCGCCACAGCAAGUCAUCCCUCUCCAUCUACCAGUAUCCUCUGCAUCCUCUUGUCUCUCACCAACCAAAGAUUUACUUCUAAAAAUAAUAAUGCUUUAUUCCCAAUGAAACAGGAGCAAUGGUCCCUGGUUCAAAUCCUGCUUCUGAUUGACCUUUGUGGGGCCCUGAACUUUGUGUGCUCAUCUGCAUCUUUCCUGUGAGACACUUAAAGUUGCAGACAAAGUCAGAGUGGGAUCUUUUAUAGAAGCAUAAACGAAAGUUACUUGAAUUUUUCUGUGUAUUUACUCUCUUCUCCUUUUAAAAUGCAAACAAUGGGGACAAAUGCCCAGUUUUGCUGCAAUUGCCUAACCUAAAGUAUACUUUAACCAUCAAGUAUCCAACCUUUCACCUGUCAGUUGGCUUAUUGUGGAUCCUACAUACAGCUAAAGCUCAUAUCUGUAGAAAUAAAUGUAAAGUACCAUGAGGACAGAUUAGUGACAGAUGAGCUGCUGGUGGCUUUUAAUGCUGACAAAUGAUAAUCAGUGAAUUAUUUUCUUCUGUUAAACUGUUAAAUCUUGAGGGAAUUUGAACAUAUUUCACUUCUGAUCAGACCCACACCUACCAGCUUGUUUUCUCCUGUUCAUGUAAACAUUAAAACAUUAUAUCAAUUCAUUGUAAAUAUUUCAGUAAUUAUAGCACUGCUUAUAUUUUUUACACAAAGGAAAUGUCGACAGAUAUUGCUGUACUUAGCUCUAGAGCAUAAAUUACCUGAUGUGACUUAAAUGCUUUAUUUUGAAAAUGUUAUCAGUAUUUUUGGGAUAAAAACAUGGUGUUACAAAUAUGACAUGCUGAAUUAUAAUUGUUAAUCGAUGUUGGAACUGUGCGCUUUACAAAAUAAAACUUGUGCAAGGGACUUUUUUUCAGGGUUUUUUAUAUCAGUUCUGUCCAGAGGUUAUAAUAAAUAUAAUAAGUAUACAAAUCUGACUUGUACUGGCUGUUCAGGUUACAAUUGUUUUAUUAAAAAACACACACAAAUGGAGUCUGAGUCAAUAAAACUUUACUGUUUAAUGUUUGUCAUUAAUCAUGAAUCCACAACACAGCAGUUUGUUUAGUGAGUAGGAAAAACUUGAGUAUUUACACCUACCGUCAUACACGUCACAGUUUCUACCCAUGCUAAC